CUACACCUCUGCUCUCUUUCUCCUUCUCCAAAAUCCAAACCCUAUUCUAAAAAUCAAUGAAGCUCGCAGGCCUGAAAUCGAUCGAGAACGCCCACGACGAAUCGAUAUGGGCAGUGUCAUGGAUUCCCGCCACCAACGAUCGCCCUUCUCUUCUCUUGACAGGAUCUCUCGACGAGACCGUACGAUUCGUCGCCGCUCAUCCCGCCGGAGCCUUGGCCGCCUCGGCGUCGCUUGAUAGUUUCAUUAGGGUUUUCGAUGUGGAGUCCAAUUCUACGAUUGCGACGCUCGAGGCGCCGCCGUCGGAGGUUUGGAACAUGCAGUUUGAUCCCAAGGGCACCCUUUUAGCUGUAGCUGGUGGCGGCAGCGCCUCAGUCAAACUCUGGGACACCUCAUCAUGGCAACUAGUCUCCACCCUCGCUGUCCCUCGCCCUGAACCAACCAAACCCUCUGACCGCUCCGCCAGUGGCAAGUUUGUCCUCUCCGUUGCCUGGAGCCCUGAUGGCAAACGCCUCGCCUGCGGCUCAAUGGACGGCACAAUCGCAGUCUUUGACGUCCCCCGCUCCAAGUUCCUCCACCACCUUGAAGGCCACUACAUGCCAGUCCGAUCCAUGGUCUAUUCCCCAGUGGACCCACGCAUCCUCUUCACAGCUUGCGAUGACACGCAUGUACACUUGUACGAUGCCGAAGGGAAGAGCUUGGUGGGCGCAAUGUCUGGGCACGUGAGCUGGGUGCUGAGCAUCGACGCGAGCCCUGAUGGUGCUGCAGUGGCGACUGGGUCCAGUGAUCGGACAGUGAGGCUGUGGGAUGUUGGCAUGAGAGCUUCAAUGCAGACGAUGACGAAUCAUACUGAUCAGGUUUGGGGGGUGGCUUUCCGGCCGCCUGGUGGGACCGGAAUUCGGGCCGGGAGACUGGCGAGUGUGUCGGACGAUAAGAGCAUAUCGUUGUAUGAUUACUCGUGAUUUUGGGAGGGUUAGGUCAGGGGUAAUUCAUUUCUGUUGUUUGUGUAGCUGAACACAAAUGGAUUGAAAGUUCUCCAUCUUUUUGUUGUAUGAAAUGCAUAUUAGCUGUUGAUGAUGCUUCAAACUGGCACAAUGGGAGCAAUCAAAGAUGAUGAGGGUUUUCCUGCCGUUUUUAUGUCGUUUCAUUGAAUGCUAGCUUAGGUUGCUGAUGAAUGUAUUA
This is a messenger RNA of Asparagus officinalis (garden asparagus), 1179 nucleotides long. RefSeq names its product WD repeat-containing protein VIP3. Gene Ontology annotation, molecular function: protein binding. The record is from RefSeq and is a predicted model, not a curated record. Gene Ontology annotation, cellular component: Cdc73/Paf1 complex. Lineage: Eukaryota; Viridiplantae; Streptophyta; Magnoliopsida; Asparagales; Asparagaceae.